This is a messenger RNA of Lotus japonicus, 3318 nucleotides long. RefSeq lists its product as uncharacterized. Bases 556 to 3066 code for a protein of 836 amino acids. The transcript has 5 exons. NCBI's taxonomy places the organism in Eukaryota, Viridiplantae, Streptophyta, Magnoliopsida, Fabales, Fabaceae. The record is from RefSeq and is a predicted model, not a curated record.
UGAAACAACAUCCUUUGUUGCUUCUUUGCCACUCUCACUCUGCAACAACAACAUCAACACGGGUACGAACCAAGCAACUUCCUCCCAUUAAUCACAUCCAUAAUCUUUCAACGAUCUCAUUGUCUCCUUAUAUUAAACAAAACCAACACCAUCCCUUAAUGUUUCAGAACCUCACUGUGUGUGUGUAACUAGUUUAGCUAGCUAGCUACCAUUCUCCUCACAAAGUCAAUGCAACCAUUGUUCUACAACCCCCAUGUGGAUCUGAGUCUCUUGCAGCGAAUUCCCAUGGUUGAAGCUUCUAAAAACGUUCCUGGGUCUUUGCUGGUUCACCAAAAGAGCAACAUUUUCUGAGUGCUUUGUGUGUAUUUGUUGUUUUUUUUUUCAUCUGGGUCUUGUUUCAAUGGGUUGUGAGACUGGUCCUGAGCUGAAAGAGAAACAAGGCAGGACAAGCAAGCAAGUUUUCUUUUUGUCUGAUGUAGACAAACUGUGAGAUCUAAGAAGACAAAACCAUUUAGUUGAUGAAAUUCCUGGCAGAAUAUCCCCCAGGACUCAGUCAUGUAUAAACCAUUUGUAACAUGUGAUGAUCCAAAAGGAGUUGUUGAGUGUGGAAGCAUAAGGAAAUACAGGAGUAGUUCUCAUAGUUCUCACAAAAUGAAGGACAAGACUAAAAGCCGGAGGACGGUCGAAAACUUAGAGACAACAUCAUUGUCAAACAAAGCAGGCAGAGAAGGGAAGGUCUCAAAAGGAUCCGCAGAAAGAUCUUUUGAUCCAUCAUCCUUGCAGCUGGUGGAGGUAUCAAGAGGGGCUCAAAGGUUGGAAAACAUGAUUGAAUCAUGGUCUGGGAGUCUGAGAUAUGAGGGAAACUCUGAAGAUAUGGCGAAAGAUUUGUUGAAAGGGGCUCUUGACCUGCAAGAAUCGCUAGCAAUGCUUCGGAAGGUGCAAGAGGCUUCGCAAAUGGCGCGCUUGAAGAGAAAGCAAAAUGAGAAAUAUGAAAGAAGUAGAGUUGAUUCAAAGGUGAUUGAUAGAGCAACACAUUCUAAUCAAUUUGGUGAACAAAGUUAUACAAUGGGAGGAUGUCAAAGGCCUUCUUGGUCUUCAGCUGAUGCUUCUUCAAGUAAUUGCACAGAGGAUCUUAAGAAAGUUAUUAGGGAGAGUCUGGUUAAGCAAAAUCUAGUGCCAAACAAAACCACUGGAGGGUUCGAUUCAGCAUCAGCAUCAGCAUUCCCUUCUACGAACUCAAGCCAAUCUUCUGGAGUUUGGUAUGACAGGCUUUCUGAUUCUUCUCCGUCGCCAACAACUACAACUAAGGAAAGAGGAUCCAAUCUGGUUGCGAAGCUGAUGGGUUUAGAAGAAGUUCCUUCAAGACCAUUCCAAGCUGGGAAGAAACAGUUGGAGAGUCAAAAGAUACUAAAUCAAAAGAGACCUAUAUUUGAGAUAGAUACACCCAAGGUGAGAAAGAAUAGUCCAAUAUUCGAGACGUUUAAUCCCGAACCACAGAUGACACUGAGGGAAGUUCUUGAGACUACUAAUUUCAAUGGACUUUUGAAGAAUAGUCCUGUCAGAGAACACAAGCUCCAUGUCCAUAAUUCCAGUUAUCCCUGUUACAACCAGUUUGAUGAUUUACCACCCAUUGUACUCAUGAAACCUCGAUAUCGGGAAUUUGCAAAAACUUAUGAGGCAGUUCCUUCAGAAGAGUUGCCCCUUAGAAAUCUAAAAGCAAAUGCAGUCCCUUUCCCUUCCAGAACUUUCAAACACAGAGAAGUUUCAACCACCAAGAUGGAAAAGGAAAUGGAAGAACGUGUAUUCAAAAGGCUUACCAAAGAGGAAAGACCUAACCGCCCCAAAGAGGUUGUGGAAGUGGAUGUGAAAGAAAUCAAACCUGUUGAAAAUGAGAAGGGCCCAGGAGGAGGUAAGGUAAAACUGAAUAGUCAUGCUGGUCACAAAUCACAGGCAAGUGAAACAGUUGAUAGGAAAGCUAGUGUGAAGACCAUUACUGUUAUCAGAAAGCUACCAGAAAAGGAGGUUUCAAAGCCUAAAAUUGUGGUAAAAGCUCAAGAACAAGGAGUAAUCAGCUCAACAGGUGCAAAAUUGAGAAAGCCACAAAGUGGGUCCAGAAUUGACAAGAAUGAGAUUCCCAGCAGAAAGAGCACUGCAUCAAAUUUAAAUACCAUCUCAAAACCAAAGAAUAAAAAAGUUUAUAAUUCCAAGGAACAGAGAAAAAGUCAGAUGAAGAAGCAAAGGUCUAUUGCUGAGCCUGAGGCAGCUAAACCAAUUGAUGUUGUACAAUUAGGACAAGAAGAAGGGAAGAGCAUUGAUGUUUCUUGUGAAGAUGAUUACACUGAUAUUAGGGUAAUCACUACAAUAACAGAUGAUGUCGCCAAGGAGCGUGAAAUAGAUGACAAUGCAAAUAAGAUUAUAGAAAAUUGUGAGCAGAGCCAGAGUUCUUCAGCUGAUGAUUUUUUUAUGCUGAAGUGCGAACAUGAAAAUGAUGCUAACCCUGCUGAGGAAGCUCAUGGCACCGCCCAUAUCAAUGAAACUGAUCGCAAGCCCGAAGAAGACUUUUCUGAGCUGAAAUAUUUGCUUCUAACUAGUCAAUCAUUUAUUAGCCAUGCAGAGGAGCUCCUCUAUCUUGAUGCUGAUUGUCCUAAGAUCCUGCCAAAAAAUGAUACCAAUGCAACAGCCAAUUCGAGACUCUAUUUGGAUUGUGCAAACGAACUCACUGAGCGCAAGAGCCUUCAAGAGUCACAAGUAGCUCACCCUCUAUUGCUAACUUGUGCAGGGAAUAAUUCAAGAUUACACAUCUCUUUAGGCAGGUUAGUUGAGGAAAUCCAUAAUGCUAUUGAGAAUCUGACAUCUUAUUGUGAAAAUCCGGGGAAGAAACUUCUUUUGGACUGUGUGUAUACAAUGAUGGAGAGAGAUAUGACGUGCGGCAAUGGAGUCAUAAAUGGAAUAUGGAGCUGGGGUUGGAGGCAUGGAUUUUCUGCAGAUGAAGCUGAGCAAGUUGUCAGUGAAGUAGGAAACUUAGUUUUAAGUGGAUUAAUUGAGGAGGUAAUUGCAAAUUUAUGAUUACUUUCUUGAGAUAUUUGGAUUUACAGGGUUUAGAUAUCAGCAUCUCUUCACCUUGUAUAUAAGGAGUGAAUGAAUUGAUACAGGAUAUAAGAGUUGAAUCAGUUAGCUGCAGAAGUUGCAUAGUUUUGCUGUUAAAAGUUUUCUUGUUCUAGAAUAGUAUAAUACUCAUACAUUUGGUUUAUCAUUCUUGUACCUUGCAUUCCAAUUUCAAGCAAUUGAAAACGUGCACAAGAGGGGUAUCAUGGGUAA